This is a messenger RNA of Hippocampus zosterae (dwarf seahorse), 997 nucleotides long. RefSeq names its product N-terminal Xaa-Pro-Lys N-methyltransferase 1 (gene ntmt1). Gene Ontology annotation, cellular component: cytoplasm. Bases 193 to 858 code for a protein of 221 amino acids. Lineage: Eukaryota; Metazoa; Chordata; Actinopteri; Syngnathiformes; Syngnathidae. The transcript is spliced from 4 exons. Gene Ontology annotation, molecular function: N-terminal protein N-methyltransferase activity. Gene Ontology annotation, biological process: N-terminal protein amino acid methylation. The record is from RefSeq and is a predicted model, not a curated record.
GGCAAAUUUAGGCUUUGCUAAAUCCGGCCAACAGAGGGCGCCCGUGACGUCCCCUUUUCUGUCGGACCCAAAUAAGGAAAUGACGUCUAGCGUCACGGCGAUGGUUGCAAAUAGAAAACUCAAGACCUGACCCCGUACGGGUUGAUGUGGGUUCGAGGGCUAGCUGGUCCGUGGAGCUAACAGAGAACGAGGAUGGGUGACACAGCGGGAGAGACAAAGUUCUACUCUAAUGCUGAGGGCUACUGGAAGGAGGUUCCGCCCACAGUGGACGGCAUGCUGGGAGGCUACGGGAAGAUAUCCAGCAUCGAUAUCAAUGGAUCCAAGGCUUUCCUUCGCAAGUUCCUCGGAGAAGGAGAAGGCAAGACGAGCGCCGGCUGCGCUCUGGACUGCGGCGCAGGCAUCGGCAGGAUCUCCAAGCGUCUGCUGCUGCCUCUCUUCAAGACGGUGGACCUGGUGGACGUGACGCGGGAGUUCCUGGACAAAGCAAAGACGUACCUGGGGGAGGACGGCAAGAGGGUGGGCAACUACUUCUGUAGCGGCCUGCAGGACUUUGUACCGGAGAGCGGACGCUAUGAUGUCAUCUGGAUCCAGUGGGUCAUAGGCCACCUGACCGACCACCACCUGGUGGAGUUCCUGCGGCGCUGUCAGAAAGCCUUGCGGCCCAACGGCCUCAUCGUCAUCAAGGACAACGUUUCCUACGAAGGCGUGGUCCCGGAUGACGUGGACAGCAGCGUGUGUCGAGACCUGCAAAUUGUCCGCAAUCUGGUGGGCACGGCGGGUCUACGCGUCAUCUACGAGGAGCAGCAAGGCAACUUCCCAAAGGAGAUCUACCAAGUCCACAGUCUGGCGCUCCGAUAAGAAGUGCUGCCAUAUUUGAAAAGCGACACUUUUUUUUUUUUUUAAGAAGACGGUUCUCGUCCGCGCCCUGAAACGAUGUGAUCUUGUUUUACUACCUUUUGAGCUUUGAUUCAUCUUGUCCGAACGCGUCUUUGCUGCA